UUAGUGUCUGCACGACAACAACAAAAACAUAAUUAAAUACAUGUAAUAUUGCCCUUAAAACGUUCAAUUGAAAUACUGUAGAAUUCCAUCCAUUCCUUCUGGGGAGUGCCAAUGGCUUCAAAGCCUCUCAUUGGCCAAUACAUAGAAAAUGCAAUCGAUGGGCCAUAUACAUCAAUGGGGAUGAAAGUAUUUGUGGAUAGCAAAUUAAUAGUGUUAUUAUUUGACAUUUUCAGGAUGGGAAAAACUAUUUCAGUGGCAACAUAAACGACUAAAACCAAAUAGAAAGUAUGUAGAAAAUAUAUGUAAACAGUCAGGCUGUUAGUAUAAUUUUAUUAUGCCAAUGUGCUUUCAUCAAUUGAAAGCCCUUCAUCUAUUUUAUGAGAAUUUGUAAGAUUUCUUGUUUGCAUAAAAUAGACGCAGACCAGUCUUUAAAUAAUAGGUAAUAGAAUUUAUUCUCGAAGCGCGCUACCACUCAAACACAUGCAUCAGUUUAAAUACAGAUCAUGACGUCAUUUCACUGCCUUAACCGAACCCCCUCCUCUCGACAGGACAAAGUAAGGUGAAAAGUUCAUUCUAACUUACUAACACACUCCCAGAUAACUUUUGACCCCUCAACAUUAUCGAUCACCACUGAACUGACCGUUUUAAUUAACAGAAACCCUAGGAAUGCACUCACUGCCUUAUCUAAAAAACCCAGAGCUAAGUUUCAGGUUGGGUCAACCAUAGCCUAACGACCUUAUGUGUUUACACAGUCCACAACUCAUUUGUUCCUGCCCAGUUGGAAUGGUGUUCUUUAACUUUUUAUUACUCCUUGUCCUGUCACACAAUUUCUUCUUAUGAACUCAUAUUGUCUAUUAAACAUACAGAGUAUAAGUUUACCUAGAUACAAUUCUAUUUAAAAUGGGGAUAUUGUUUAUUCAUUUAUCCAUAAUAAAUCCAUAAUAAAUUCAACACAGGCCCCCAUUGUUUUUGUUAUAAUGAUUAAUCAUAAGAACACAGCAUUAGUCAUGUUAAAAUGUAGCAUUUUCGGAAAUUUGAUUAAAAACUGAAAAAUUCCCCUCGCGUUCCAUGACUGCGAAAUGCGCGUCCCCGACAGCGGAAGUUGCAGACAGAGCCUGUCCGGCUGUGGUUUGGUAAACCGGUGAAAAAAGAUAACCGUGGUGGAGCGGAAAAAUUGCUUUUACGUGGAAUAAAACAGCUAUAUGCCCUGUAGGUGACUCCUCCAGACCCCAGAGUGAGGAUUGUGUGUGACAAUGGGGGACAUCAGUGAUCUGGACAGACGGAUAGAACAACUUAAGCGUUGUGAACUCAUCAAGGAAAAUGAAGUCAAAGCACUGUGUGCCAAGGCCAGAAUCUCCCUGUAACACAGAGGGUGGAUUCUCCAGUUACUACCGACUCAGAUUAAGUCUGAGGCCGGUAACAUCAACAGUGAAGACAAACCAAUCCUGUCACUCUCCUUCCACACUAAGUUGAAACCUACAGUCACUGGGUCCUGAUAGUGACAGUGGAGCCCAGUUUGCACCGUAGGAUCCAGAGAUGGCAUCAGUGAAGCUGGAAGACUGCAGUCAAACACUGGAGCUGAAUGUCAACAUUAAAGAUGAAGAGGAGGAGAACAUUAGGACAACUGUUAGUCAUGGAGACCAUGUUGAGACAUUCUCUACAUCCAGAGAGCAACAGCAGGAAGAUCAUAGAGCUAAGAGGUCUCAUCACUGCCCACAUUGUGAAAAGAUUUUCCCAUUUCUAUCAAAGCUAAAAAUACACCUAAAAAUACACACAGGAGAGAAGCCUUUCUCCUGCUCUGACUGUGGAAAAUGCUUCAAAACAUCAACGGUGCUAAAACUUCAUCAGAGAACACACUCAGGAGAGAAGCCUUUCUUCUGCCCUGUCUGUGGAACGAGUUUCUCUCAACUUUCCCACUUAAAAUCACAUGAACGUAUACAUACAGGGGAGAAGCCUUACUCCUGCUCUGACUGUGGGAAAUGUUUUAAAACAUCAAAUGACCUAAAAGCUCAUCAGAGAACACACACAGGAGAGAAGCCUUUCUUCUGCCCUGACUGUGGAACUAGUUUCUGUCAAAUUUCCCACUUAAAAGCACAUGAACGUAUACAUACAGGUGAAAAGCCUUAUGUCUGCUCUGACUGUGGGGUGAGUUUCUCUCAUCUGGGCACCUUAAAAACACACCAACGUAUACACACAGGAGAGAAGCCUUACUCCUGCGCUGACUGUGGAAAAUGCUUCACAACAUCAACUGAUCUAAAAGUUCAUCAGAGAACACACACAGGAGAGAAGCCUUAUUUCUGCUCUGACUGUGGGGCGAGUUUCUCUCAUCUGGGCACCUUAAAAACACACCAACUUAUACACACCGGAGAGAAGCCUUACUCCUGCUCUGACUGUGGAAAGUGCUACACAACAUCAACUGAUCUAAAAGUUCAUCAGAGAACACACACAGGAGAGAAGCCUUAUUCUUGCUCUGACUGUGGAAAAUGUUUUAAAACAUCAAAAGAGCUAAAAGUUCACCAGAGAACACACACAGGAGAGAAGCCUUUCUUCUGCCCUGACUGUGUAAAAUGUUUUAAAACAUCAACUCAGCUCAAAGUUCAUCAGAGAACACACACAGGAGAUAAGCCUUACGUCUGCUCUGACUGGAACUAGUUUCUUGGAACUUUCCAACUUAAAAUCACAUGAACAUAUAUCUAUGGAUUUCAUAUUACUGGGCAGGGGCUCAGCCAUGGGUGGGACUUGGGAGGGCAUAUAGGCCCACUUGGAGCCAUGCCCAGCCAAUAAGAAUUAGUUUUUCCCCACAAAGGUCUUGAUUACAGACAGAAAUACUACUCAGCCCCCCUCAGACAAUCCUGCGGGUGAAGAGGUCCUGGGCUGCCGUGGUUACAUGUGAUCUGCAGUUGUGAGGCCUGUUGGAUGUACUGCCAAAUUCUCUAAAAGGACGUUAGAGGUGGCUUAUGGGAGAGAGAUAAAUAUUGAAUUCUCUCCUGCAGUCAUCAUGACAAUUGCACAUUCCCUGAACUUGGGACAUUAUGUUGUGUGGCCUUUUAAUGUCCCCCCAGCACAGGGUGCACCUGUGUAAUGAUAAUGCUGUUUUAUCAGCAUCUUGAUAUGCCACACCCGUCAGGUGGAUGGAUUAUCUUGACAAAGGCUGAAAUGCUCACGAACAGGGAUAUAAACAAAGUUGUUCACAACAUUUGAGAGAAAGUAGCCUUUUCUGCACAUGGAACAUUGCUGGAGUGUUUUAAUUCAGCUCAUGAACCAACACUUACAUGUUUAGUUUAUAUUUUAGUUCAGUUUACAUUGGUAUGCCAAUAUAAUGUAACUUAACAUACUAAAUGGAGUGGCACGGAUGUUUUUGUAAUACAUAAUACGUUUUGCUCAGAGACCAGGUUGUCCCUCUGCAGUAUUUUGUGAGAAUGAGCUAGUAGACACCAAUUUUAAAAAUGUGUUGAACCUUUAUUUAACUAGGCAAGUCCGUUAAGAACAAAUUCUUAUUUACAAUGAUGGCCUAGGAACAGUGGGUUAACUGCCUUGUUCAGGGCAGUAUAACAGAUUUUUACCUUGUCAGCUCAGGGAUUCGAUCUAGCAACCUUUUGGUUACUGGCCCGUCGCUCUAACCACUAUGCUACCUACCGCCCCCAACAUGUAUCAGAUAGAGAUGGUGUGAUGAUCACUUUUCACCAUUAGUCUGGGGGGGAUGAUUUUACAACUGUAUUUAAUGAUACACAGUUUAUGAAAUGAAUACAUGUUUAUUAAUAGUCUUUAAAACUAGAUUAGUUAUUUUAGUUACUGAUCAUGAUUGUGUUGGAUAACUGCAUUGAAGCAAACUUUAUUGAUCUGCCAAUUUAAAAAAAAAGUUACAUGAAUAUGUACUGGUCAACCUCUUCUUCUCUUUAGUAUUCAGUUCUUCAUAUUAGAUCUGACAGUAUGAAUGGUUCUUAUGGUUGUAUUCAGUUCUUCAUAUUAGAUCUGACAGUAUGAAUGGUUCUUAUGGGCUGAGUGCCUGGAGUGUUUUUGUAUGACUACAGUCAGGAGUUCUCUCUGACCCUGUGAUGUCACCAGCACAUUAAGUACAUUCAUCUUAAGAUUGCCAGGUGAGACAACCACAUAUCACAAUAAAUACAUUUCUCUUCC
Messenger RNA from Oncorhynchus kisutch (coho salmon), 4137 nucleotides. Its product is annotated as gastrula zinc finger protein XlCGF17.1-like. The record is from RefSeq and is a predicted model, not a curated record. The transcript has 5 exons. Gene Ontology annotation, molecular function: RNA polymerase II cis-regulatory region sequence-specific DNA binding; DNA-binding transcription factor activity, RNA polymerase II-specific. Gene Ontology annotation, cellular component: nucleus. Gene Ontology annotation, biological process: regulation of transcription by RNA polymerase II. NCBI's taxonomy places the organism in Eukaryota, Metazoa, Chordata, Actinopteri, Salmoniformes, Salmonidae. Bases 1537 to 2652 code for a protein of 371 amino acids.